Serinus canaria (Common canary) is the source of this 1284-nucleotide messenger RNA. It is a transcript of the gene HRAS, whose product is annotated as HRas proto-oncogene, GTPase. The transcript has 6 exons. NCBI's taxonomy places the organism in Eukaryota, Metazoa, Chordata, Aves, Passeriformes, Fringillidae. Gene Ontology annotation, molecular function: GTPase activity; GDP binding; GTP binding. Gene Ontology annotation, biological process: Ras protein signal transduction. Gene Ontology annotation, cellular component: plasma membrane. The coding region runs from base 410 to 979 and encodes 189 amino acids. The record is from RefSeq and is a predicted model, not a curated record.
GUGGGCGUGUGCCGCGGCCGCCGGCGGGGCGCGCUCCCGCUCCGCUCCCGCUCUCCCCGCACGCACAUUGUCCGGGCGCGGCGGCGGCACAGCGCCCCGGCGCCCCGUGCCAAUGCGGGGCGGGCGCGGCACGCCGGGGGCGCCUCCACCACCGCGGUGGAAACUUCCCCUCGCCGCCGGGCCGACGCGCGGCUGAAGCCCCCGGCGGGGAGGAGCGGAGCGGGGUUUCGCCCGCCUGGGGGGGCGCCUCGUCUAGUUUGGUUUUUCCUAGGUUGGAAGGGCAAAAGCGAAUACUGUUACCCGGCUUUAAACUUCCGCGCUCCGCUCUCCAGGACGCGCAUCCCGCCCGGCGGGUUGGGCGAGCCGGUGGUGGUGCUUCUGGAAGUCCUGAGCUGGGGUCAGCUGGAAGAUGACAGAAUACAAGCUGGUGGUGGUGGGAGCAGGUGGUGUUGGGAAGAGUGCUUUGACGAUACAGCUCAUCCAGAACCAUUUUGUUGAUGAGUAUGAUCCCACAAUAGAGGAUUCCUACAGAAAGCAAGUAGUCAUCGAUGGAGAGACCUGUUUGUUAGACAUCUUGGACACUGCAGGGCAGGAGGAAUACAGUGCCAUGAGAGACCAGUACAUGAGAACGGGGGAAGGAUUCCUGUGUGUCUUCGCCAUCAACAACACCAAGUCCUUUGAAGAUAUUCACCAGUAUAGGGAGCAGAUCAAGAGGGUGAAAGACUCAGAUGAUGUUCCCAUGGUGCUGGUGGGGAAUAAAUGUGACCUCCCUGCGCGGACAGUGGAGACCCGGCAAGCGCAGGACCUGGCCCGGAGUUACGGGAUCCCCUACAUAGAAACAUCUGCCAAAACCAGACAGGGCGUUGAGGAUGCCUUCUACACCUUGGUGCGGGAGAUCCGGCAGCACAAGCUGCGCAAGCUGAAUCCCCCGGAUGAGAGCGGCCCCGGCUGCAUGAACUGUAAAUGUGUGGUAUCGUGACUAUGCUCUCUGGACCGUGUCUUGGCAAAGUUCCCACUGUGCAGUGUGCAAGGAAAGAGGUGAAGCAAAGGAAGAAGCAAAUGGAUUCAAAGGAGGAAUAUUGGGGGGGAGAGGAGCAGGACGAAGAGGACAGGGGGAGCAUGAGGCCCUCCAAGGACUAUCUCGCACUUCACCCAAGCCUGUGGCAAACAACUUUUUUUUUUUUUUAUCCCCAUCCCCUCAUCCUUUGGCCUCCUCCCACCCCGGCAACUGUACAAAGCCACAGAUUGAAUCACAGUAAAUUAUUAUUUGAUCGUCUAAACAAA